Messenger RNA from Scheffersomyces coipomensis, 2276 nucleotides. RefSeq lists its product as uncharacterized. Gene Ontology annotation, biological process: vesicle-mediated transport; intracellular protein transport. Gene Ontology annotation, cellular component: Golgi membrane. The record is from RefSeq and is a predicted model, not a curated record. Bases 90 to 1940 code for a protein of 616 amino acids. The transcript has a single exon. NCBI's taxonomy places the organism in Eukaryota, Fungi, Ascomycota, Pichiomycetes, Serinales, Debaryomycetaceae.
AAAAUUGUAACAGCCAAGUCUACAAAACUAUUUAGGCAGCCAAACCCAUUUAGAACAACCAUAUACCCAAUCAUCACCACACAUCAAUCAUGACAUUGAAUCUAUCAAAGAUAAGUGAGGCAUACUUCAAGAAAUUGUUUCUUCCAAAGAGUUUGGAUUCAUCAGUUUCCCCAGAAUCAAAAUCGAGUGUUUUGGUGUUAGAUCAAUUCACCACUUCGAUCAUAUCAAUGUGUUAUACCCAAACCCAAUUGCUUCAGAAUAAUGUUAUAUUGGUUGAAUUACUUGAUAAUUACAGAUCCUUUAACAAGAUGAAGCAUUUGAAUUGUAUUGUUUAUAUUAAACCUACCAAAGAAUCCAUACAAGCAUUCAUUAAUGAAUUGAGCAAUCCUCAUUUUAAGAGCUAUCAAUUGUUUUUGAACAAUACGAUCAAUAAGACCCAACUAGAACGAUUGGCAGAAGCUGAUGAAUUCGAAGUGAUUAAUCAAGUUGUGGAAGUGUUUCAAGAUUAUUUGAUUAUCAAUAGUAAUCUUUUUACGAUUAAUUUACCUUCAAAUUCACCAACGCCAUCAAGUUCAAAUUCUUCAAUUGUUGAAGAAUCUAAUAGUUUAAUCAGUUUAUUAUUAUCAUUAAAGAAAUGUCCUAUAAUUAAAUACGAACCGAGUUCAAUUGACUUGAAACGUCUAAGUUCUGAAAUCUUGUAUAACAUAAAUUCCAAUUCCAAUAAUAACUUAUUUGAUGAUUUAAAUAAAGGUAGUGAUAGGCCCCCUAUUUUAUUACUUUUGGAUAGAAAGACUGAUCCAAUAACUCCUUUGAUUUCUCCUUGGACCUAUCAAUCUAUGAUUCAUGAAUAUAUUGGUGUAAAGAAGAAUAUAGCUGAGGUUGCCAAUGAACAAUUAAUAUUGGAUGAAACCCAAGAUACAUUCUUUAAGGAAUCGAUGUAUUUAAAUUAUGGUGAUUUAACUGAUAAAUUUCAAAACUAUGUUGAAUACUAUAAAAAGGAAACUAAGCAGACAUCAAUUGAAAACUUACAAACUCAAAACUUGAAUGAAUUAAAGAAAAUGUUAACUAAAUUUCCUGAAUUUAAGAAAUUAUCAUCGAAUAUAUUGAAACAUUUGAAUAUCAUAAGUGAAAUUGAUAAAGAGGUUAAUAAUCAAAAUAUGUGGGAAAUCGGUGAAUUACAACAAACCAUAAUUUGUGAAUUGGAUAAUCAUCAAAAUAUUAAAUCAAGAUUAAUUGAAAUAUUAGAUAAUUCUAAAAUUACUACCAUUAACAAAAUUAAAUUAGUAUUGUUGUUUUCCAUAAGGUUUCACAACACCAACGAUUUAUCAUUGUUUACUGCUAAAUUAAAUGAUAUAACCAAAACCAAUCCUUCUCCAACUGUUUCUCAAAAUGCAUUACUCAAGAAGUUUAAUGCAUUAUUUAGUUCUAAAAUUUCAACAACAUCAGUUGCAAAUACAAAUGCUAAUAAUCUCGGUAAUAUUUUUGCCAACAAGACAAUCAAUAUACCAGGCUUAUUCAAUAACAAUAGAAAUAACAGAAAUCAAAGUAAAAAUGAUAAUAUCUAUUUACAGUAUGUUCCUAAGCUUAAUGAAAUCCUAGCUGAUUUAAUAACUCCAAAUCAAGAAACCAAUAGUGGUACAACCUUAUCUACACUUGUACCUGAUGUUGUGGCCAAUCAAUAUGGUAGAAGUAUUCAAUAUGAACCAGUUCAAGAUAUAAUCAUAUAUAUUAAAGGAGGUGUAACUUAUGAAGAAGCUAGAUUGAUUCGUGAGUUAAGCGCUAGUAAUAAGAAAAUCAAUUUAAUAAUUGGUGGAGAUUCCAUAUUGAAUAGUUCAAACUGGUUGAAUUAUUUAUAUGACUUGGUGAAUGACUCAAGUACUACUGAUGUCAUCAGUGAUCCUACAGAAGAACGAAGAAAACAAUUACGUGAUUUAUUAUAAGAAUAAAUGCUAUACUUUUAUAUAUAUAUAUAAAUAGGGGAGUUCACUUGUCUUUAUGGAGCAUAUUUACCGUAUUUUUGUUCCCAUGAUAAGAUUUUCUCAGUUAGAUCUUCCAUUAAUUUAAGAUUUUCAUUAAAAGUACUAAUUAACUUUUUAUUAUCUUCUUCAUGAGUAUUGGUUGUAGAUGUUGUACCCACAAUGGUUCUAACAUGAUCAUGAUCAUCACUUUCAAUGAUACUUAUACCAGUCUGAGUAGCAUUACCAUUGAUGUCGAUUUCUUCCUUAUAACUGAAUAAUUCAAUUUUAUUUGAUUUUUCUUCUUCCAAUUCUAUUUGU